CAUGCAAAUGUACGCUUGAUUGCAUUUACUAUCUUGCAGACUUGCUAGAUCUAAUUAGGUGGGCAUAGACUACGUAAGAGGCACUAUGGUAGGCUCAUUAGGAGUAAGGAAAGGUGCAUGGACGGAGGAGGAAGAUAUACUUCUAAGGAAGUGCGUUGAGAAAUAUGGUGAAGGAAGAUGGCAUGAAGUUCCUUCCAGAGCAGGCUUGAAUCGAUGCAGGAAAAGCUGCAGAAUGAGGUGGUUGAAUUAUCUUAAGCCCAAUAUCAAGAGAGGACAGUUUUCGGUGGACGAAGUGGACUUGAUUAUCAGACUACACAAGUUGCUUGGCAAUAGGUGGUCAUUGAUAGCUGGUAGACUUUCAGGAAGAACAGCGAAUGAUGUAAAGAAUUAUUGGAACUCAAACCAGCGUAAGAAGGUGAUUUCUAGCACUGAUGAAGUUCGAUCAAAACCAGAAGCAAAAUCAAUCAUAAGAGACAACAUAAUAAAGCCUCAACCUUGGAAGUUCAGAAAUUUAUUCUGGUUAAGAGGAAAACGUGCUCCACUUAUUAAUGUUGGUUCUCAAUAUGGGAACGAUCUUUGUAAGCCAUGUUAUACAACAGUAUCGCCACCUUCCGACAUUAAUGAAGUUGAAAGUUUAUGGUGGGAAAGCUCGUUAGAUGACAAAGAAAUUAAUCUAACGAUCAACAGUAGUUGUCUGGGUUCUGUUUCAGCAGCAGCAGCUUACCUAGAGUCCAGCGAAAGUCAUUUUGUAGAGAACAACGCACCAGGAGGGAUAAAAACCGGGGACGUGUUCUAUGAACAAGGACAAAAUUGUUGGAGUGACAUUUCUUUGGAUGCAGACCUUCGGAAUCUAAUCAAUACAGAACUAGAUCAACAACGACCUGAAGGACUUUAGUCUAUAAUGUUGUAAUAUUUGGUGCCACAUUAAUAUAUUAUUCUUCCUUCUCCUUGUA
This is a messenger RNA of Populus nigra (black poplar), 953 nucleotides long. RefSeq names its product transcription factor MYB1-like. The coding region runs from base 86 to 895 and encodes 269 amino acids. The record is from RefSeq and is a predicted model, not a curated record. NCBI's taxonomy places the organism in Eukaryota, Viridiplantae, Streptophyta, Magnoliopsida, Malpighiales, Salicaceae. The transcript is spliced from 3 exons.